Setaria italica (foxtail millet) is the source of this 510-nucleotide messenger RNA. RefSeq lists its product as uncharacterized. Bases 1 to 510 code for a protein of 169 amino acids. The transcript has 3 exons. NCBI's taxonomy places the organism in Eukaryota, Viridiplantae, Streptophyta, Magnoliopsida, Poales, Poaceae. The record is from RefSeq and is a predicted model, not a curated record.
AUGGAGGGAAUUAUGGCUCAUGCUCCUGAGGACCCCGUGAGGGCUGAGAACGAGAGUGAAGAUGAUUUCAACGCUCGGGGGAGCAAUCCCAGAGUGUACCACCGCCAGAAGUACCUAAGAAAGAUGGAGAGUCAGUUUAUUGGCUCUUCAAAGGUUUAUGCAAGCACUUUUAUUAAGAGGCUUGUUACUAUGAAGUAUACUGGUGGUGGAAUAAGGGAGCACAUAUUGAGAAUGAGCAACAUGGCUUCCAAGCUUAAGCCUAUGGACAUGGAGCUCAAAGAUGAGUUCAUAGUCCAUUUGAUCUUUGCCUCCCUACCCGAGGAGUUUGAGGCUUUUGCUGUUAAUUACAACUCACAGCUAGAAAAGUGGGGCAUUGAGAAGAUGAUUGCCAUGUGUGUGCAAGAAGAGGAAAGACUUAAGGGCUCACAUGGUGAUUCUAUCAAUUACCUGAACCAAAAUAAGAAGAGAAAUUAUCAGAACAAUAAUUCUAAGCCACAAGGGAAAUCCUAG